UGCGUGGCGCAGCCCCGGCAUAGCCCGGGGCUGCCAGUGCCCGCCGCGCCAUUGUUGGGGGAGGGGGCGGCUGCUGAGCGCGGCGGAGUCGGGGGGCGAGCGGAGGCGGAGGCGGCGAGGAGUGGAGGCGCCCCAUGGGGAACUCGCUGUCUUGUUGCGUGUCCCCCAAUGCCAGCCCCAAGUUGGGCCGGCGCACGGGGUCAGCGGAGCCGGACUACGAGUCUGAGGUCUACGAGGCGGCGGCCGGGGACGCGGUGGCAGUAGCUCCGGCGCCGGUUGCCGUGGAACCCGCCGAGUUGGAUUUCGGAGGUGGCGAAGGCCACCACCUGCAGCACAUCAGCGACCGGGAGAUGCCCGAAGACUUAGCUUUGGAAUCAAACCCUUCUGACCACCCAAGGGCAAGCACAAUUUUCCUGAGCAAAUCUCAAACGGAUGUGCGAGAAAAGAGGAAGAGCAACCAUUUAAACCAUGUAUCUCCAGGGCAGCUUACUAAAAAGUAUAGCUCAUGCUCAACAAUAUUUCUAGAUGACAGCACAGUCAGCCAGCCUAAUCUUAGAACCACAAUAAAAUGUGUGACCUUAGCAAUAUAUUACCACAUAAAGAACAGAGAUGCAGAUAGAUCCUUGGAUAUUUUUGAUGAGAGAUCACAUCCACUCACACGAGAAAAGGUUCCAGAGGAAUACUUUAAGCAUGAUCCUGAACACAAAUUCAUUUACAGAUUUGUUCGUACUCUUUUUAGUGCCGCACAACUAACUGCUGAAUGUGCAAUAGUAACUUUGGUUUACUUAGAAAGGCUUUUAACUUAUGCUGAGAUCGACAUUUGCCCCACUAACUGGAAAAGAAUUGUUUUGGGAGCCAUUCUUCUUGCCUCCAAGGUUUGGGACGAUCAGGCUGUAUGGAAUGUGGACUACUGCCAGAUCCUCAAGGACAUUACAGUUGAGGACAUGAAUGAGAUGGAAAGGCACUUCCUGGAGCUACUUCAGUUUAAUAUUAAUGUUCCCGCCAGUGUGUAUGCCAAAUACUACUUUGACCUUCGCUCCUUAGCAGAUGACAACAACCUGAAUUUUCUAUUCACUCCUCUUAGCAAAGAAAGAGCACAGAACUUAGAGGCCAUUUCCAGAUUGUGUGAAGACAAAUACAAAGACUUGUGUAGAGCUGCUAUGAGAAGGUCUUUCAGCGCUGAUAAUUUCAUUGGUAUUCAGCGCUCCAAUGCCAUCCUCUCUUAAGGGAGAAGUGAGGGGUUGUAACAUCAUAAACCCCUCGUAACAAGGACUGGAGAAAUAUCACCUCUCCUGCUCAGAAACCAGCAAAGUUAGUAUUUUCACCUUAAAGAAAGACAUUGAAUUCAAGAGACUCAUGGACAAGCGAAGAUUAUGCUGUAGGAAAGAACGGGACCUCGUCAAUGUAACACACUCUUCUGUCCUUUUUAAUGUAAACAGAGUUACAAAAACCACUCCAAAGCGAAAAGCUCCCAAUCCACGCACAAAUAUCUGCUUACUGUGUAGGCCGAUAGCUGUGAACUAUGUGAGGUUUUUUAAUUAAUAGUUUAAAUUUUUAGACUUUAAAGACACUAACUAUAUAAUUUUUCCUGUUUUUCUUGCCUCACUGUCCCAUACUGCUGCAUAUUCCUUUAGAAUCAGUGCAGUAUUACCAUUAAAAAAUGUGACUCCUAACAACUCAUAAAGCCAAACUUAGGAACAGACUGUUGUAGCAUCGUUAGGUUUUGAAGGGUUCUUCCUCCCUACUAUACCACUGAAGCUGCUAGUCAUUAUUGGCAAUCAGUUUAAACCAAAAAGCUGCUGAAUAACACUUGUCAUCCACAUUCUUUGCAGGCAGUACUUAUUAGCAUAUUAGCAUGUUUGGGAUCAUAAACAGAGAAAGUAGGUUAUUUACUUACUUCUAUUGGGUCCGUGCUGCAUUUCUUGUUAACUAUGAUGGUGCUUCUGAUUUUGUGAUGAUUUUCCUCUUUAUUACAUACUUGUAUUAAAGGAUAUUUUCAUAAUUCCAGCCAACAUGGUGUCCAGUAAUUAACAAGCCGGCAGUGAACUAGAAGGUGUCCCAGAAGUCUCAGUGAAAUUGCAAGCCUGAAUAUAGUGUGCUUGGAUACUCCAGAACACUGUUGCAGAAUUAUAAAUGCUACAGACUGGCAAAACGUCACUUGCAAGUUUAAUCGAAUUUCUUCUAAACUCAUUUAGGUUUGUAAAUUUUAAACAUUAAGCUUUUAAUAUUAAUGUUCUGUUUCAGCCCCUCUUGAGGAUAGCAAACAAUGGGCUGAAAUAAAAAAUUAAGAGCUUAAGGUCAGAAUGGCCAUCAUCAAAAAAUCUACAAACGUGCUUGCUUCGGCAGCACAUAUACUAAAAUUGGAACGAUACAGAGAAGAUUAGCACGGCCCAUGCACAAGGAUGACACGCAAAUUCGUGAAGCGUUCCAUAUUAAAAAAAUAAAAAUCUACAAACUAUAAAUGGAGAGGGUGUGGAGAAAAGGGAACCCUCUUGCACUGUUGGUGGGAAUGUAAAUUGAUACAGCCACUAUGGAGAACAGUAUGGAGGUUCCUUAAAAAACUAAAAAUAGAACUACCCUACGACCCAGCAAUCCCGCUACUGGGCAUAUACCCUGAGAAAACCAUAAUUUGAAAAGAGUCAUGUACCACAAUGUUCAUUGCAGCUCUAUUUACAAUAGCCAGGACACGGAAGCAACCUAAGUGUCCAUUGACAGAUGAAUGGAUAAAGAAGAUGUGGCACAUAUAUACAAUGCAAUAUUACUCUGCCAUAAAAGAAACGAAAUUGAGUUAUUUGUAGUGAGGUCAUACAGAGUGAAGUAAGUCAGAAAAACAAAUACCGUAUGCUAACACAUACAUAUGGAAUCUAAAAAAGAAAAAAAGGUUGUGAAGAACCUAGGGGCAGGACAGGAAUAAAGAUGCAGACAGAGAGAAUGGACUUGAGAACACGGGGAGGGGGAAGGGUAAGCUGGGACGGAGUGAGAGAGUGGCAUGGACAUAUACACACUACCAAAUGUAAAACAGAUAGCUAGUGGGAAGCAGCCGCAUAGCACAGGGAGAUCAGCUGGGUGCUUUGUGACCACCUAGAGGGGUGGAAUAGGGAGGGUGGGAGGGAGACGCAAGAGGGAGGAGAUAUGGGGAUAUAUGUAUACGUACAGCUGAUUCACUUUGUUACAAAGCAGAAACUAACACACCACUGUAAAGCAAUAUUAUACUCCAAUAAAGAUGUUAAAAAAAUGAGUUUAGAAGAAAUUCAAUUAAACUUUCAAAUGAUGUUUUGUAAGUUUGUGGCAUUUACACUUCUACAAGUUUCAAAGCUUAAAAUUGCACUAAGACUUAAGGGGAUACCUUGUAUCUUCAUAGACCUGCCCAUCUCUUUCUAAAGCAGUCCUUUGCAAGGCUGGGCCGCUUACCUGCUUGAUCACCUAAGUUUCUUUUUUCUAGAUUUGGUAAAGGAAUUAUGAACAACAGUGUUAAUUCACAUGUAAUAAAUUGAAAGGAACUGGACCCUAAUAGUAGUGAUAGAGUAAGUGAUACGAAACAGCUUUUCUAUCCUAUGUGUUAACCUGGCUGUAGGUGUCUCACUUCAAGUUCUGCUAUUUAAGAGGAAUCAUGUAAAACCUUAGGAACCCUUACCUCAGGCUUUAAAAGGCAGGGAGGUCCAGUAAUCAGUCUUUUAGGAGAUGGGUAACGAUGUCACCUAAACUUGAAAUGUUAAAAAAAAAAAGUUAGUGUUCUCAAGUAUGUGAAAUCUUUCUCCUCCUACCUUCUCAAAUGUAAUCCUAGGAAUUUUGCCUGUAAACAAAGCAUUUCUGGGCCAGAAAUACUUUCUCUCUUUAUAGCAAGGCUGCACAUUAUAUUGAGUGCUGCAGGUUCCAUCAUUUUUAAAGGACAGAGACAUAAAUGAUAAAUUACGGUAUAUAAAAUAUUACAAUCUACCACCUCAAAAAAUAUUGUUUAUGGAGUUUGGAGCUUCAAAUACUGAUUGCAGUUUUAUUUUGAAAAGAAUGCUACAACCUAUGUGGUUUUUCUUCCUCAUGUUUAUAUUAAAAGAAAAGCUAAUAAACUCUAUUUUAA
Molecule: messenger RNA, 4075 nt
Organism: Globicephala melas (long-finned pilot whale)
Lineage: Eukaryota; Metazoa; Chordata; Mammalia; Artiodactyla; Delphinidae
Gene: CCNYL1
Product: cyclin Y like 1
Biological process (GO): regulation of canonical Wnt signaling pathway; regulation of cyclin-dependent protein serine/threonine kinase activity
Cellular component (GO): plasma membrane
Molecular function (GO): protein kinase binding; cyclin-dependent protein serine/threonine kinase activator activity
Source: RefSeq, a predicted model, not a curated record